Messenger RNA from Venustampulla echinocandica, 1062 nucleotides. RefSeq names its product Guanine nucleotide-binding protein alpha subunit. Gene Ontology annotation, cellular component: heterotrimeric G-protein complex. The coding region runs from base 1 to 1062 and encodes 353 amino acids. The transcript has 4 exons. Gene Ontology annotation, biological process: G protein-coupled receptor signaling pathway. NCBI's taxonomy places the organism in Eukaryota, Fungi, Ascomycota, Leotiomycetes, Helotiales, Pleuroascaceae. The record is from RefSeq and is a predicted model, not a curated record. Gene Ontology annotation, molecular function: GTPase activity; G-protein beta/gamma-subunit complex binding; G protein-coupled receptor binding.
AUGGGCUGUGGUAUGAGCACAGAGGAGAAGGAGGGCAAGGCCCGGAAUGAGGAGAUCGAUAAUCAGUUGAAGCGGGACAAGAUGUUGCAGCGCAACGAGAUCAAGAUGCUCCUGCUCGGAGCUGGUGAAUCCGGCAAGUCGACCAUUAUCAAACAGAUGAAGCUCAUCCAUGAGGGCGGUUACUCACGCGACGAGCGAGAGUCUUUCAAAGAAAUCAUUUUCAGCAACACUGUGCAGUCAAUGCGGGUCAUACUAGAGGCUAUGGAGUCGUUGGGACUUCCAUUAGACGACCAGCGAGCUGAGUACCAUGUCCAAACCAUCUUCAUGCAGCCAGCACAGAUCGAGGGCGACAACCUUCCGCCUGAGGUAGGGACUGCUAUCGCAGCCUUGUGGAAAGAUGCAGGUGUCCAGUCUUGUUUCAAGCGGUCCAGAGAGUACCAGUUGAAUGAUUCUGCAAAGUACUAUUUUGACAACAUCGACCGCAUUGCCGAGCACGAUUAUCUGCCAAACGAUCAGGAUGUCCUGCGCUCGCGUGUUAAGACUACUGGUAUCACCGAGACCACCUUUAUUAUCGGCGACCUCACAUACCGCAUGUUUGAUGUCGGAGGACAACGCUCAGAGAGAAAGAAGUGGAUCCACUGCUUCGAAAAUGUCACCACCAUCCUUUUCCUUGUCGCCAUCUCCGAAUACGACCAGCUCCUUUUCGAAGAUGAGACCGUCAACCGUAUGCAAGAAGCUCUUACGCUGUUCGACUCGAUCUGCAACUCCAGAUGGUUCAUUAAGACGUCGAUUAUCUUGUUCUUGAACAAGAUCGAUCGCUUCAAGGAGAAGCUCCCAGUCAGCCCAAUGAAGAACUACUUCCCCGAUUAUGAGGGCGGAGAUGACUACAAUGCGGCUUGCGAUUACAUCCUGAACCGAUUCGUGAGCUUGAACCAACAUGAAACAAAACAAAUCUAUACCCACUUGACAUGUGCCACCGACACAACACAGAUCCGAUUCGUCAUGGCCGCUGUCAAUGACAUCAUUAUCCAAGAAAACCUUCGUCUCUGCGGUCUCAUCUAA